AUUUGAAGGAAACCUCUUAAUAAAUAAAGUCAGACAGUUACAACUGGGCAUAGCGCCUGUUGACUUCAGCUGCUGUGAAGAAGCAAAAGAUGACCAAGAUGUCUUCCAUUUACUGUCUCCUGUUGCUGCUCUGUCUGGGCGCAUACACCUCAGGACAAUGUCAAAUUGGAUUUGUGACAUCCAAUUAUUGUAAGCAGGGUCAAGCCCACUGCGAGUGGUUGAAAUAUGUUAGUUUUAAAAAGCCAUUUCCAAGUCCACCUGACGUUGUGACUGCUAUCGCUUUACUAGAUUCCUGGUAUGGUGGUAAUGUUCGUGUCAACUUGCAACCAACGUCUAUCUCUACUCAUGGUUUUGUGAUGAACUUUGGUGUUUGGGGCCAAAGCAUCAAUCCACCAACUCACAUCUACCGUCUCAAAGCUGCAUGGACUGCAUGUCCCAAGGUCUAAACAAGCACCAAGCAAGAAACUCUGAAAUCCAGUUUCUAACACCAAGAUGCUGAUAUUUGGAUGUGGACAUGGACUAAAUGAACUAAUCUUUUCAGUAAUGAGCCCAACAUAGGGCAUGAACCCUAUGAAUUAAGAUCUACAGUAUCCUGUUCUAUGUGCUUACUUCUCGCAAAAUAAGAAAACAUUACAAUAAAUGACUU
Messenger RNA from Lingula anatina, 646 nucleotides. RefSeq lists its product as uncharacterized. NCBI's taxonomy places the organism in Eukaryota, Metazoa, Brachiopoda, Lingulata, Lingulida, Lingulidae. The record is from RefSeq and is a predicted model, not a curated record.